Ostertagia ostertagi is the source of this 249-nucleotide messenger RNA. NCBI's taxonomy places the organism in Eukaryota, Metazoa, Nematoda, Chromadorea, Rhabditida, Trichostrongylidae. The record is from the annotation of a GenBank genome assembly.
AUGUCGGAUACAGGACGUAGCCCUCGACCCGCAGGCUCCCAACUGAGACAACGACGUGGCGGCGGUGCAGCCGCCGCCUCUUCUGGUCGCGCUCGUGCUGGUAACAGUGGAGGGCUAUGGCGUUUUUACACUGAAGACUCCACUGGUCUGAAGAUUGGCCCUGUGCCAGUGCUUGUGAUGAGCUUGGUUUUCAUCGCGUCUGUAUUCGUUCUACAUAUUUGGGGAAAGUUCACACGAAGCCGCGCUUAA